Messenger RNA from Loa loa (African eye worm), 802 nucleotides. RefSeq lists its product as hypothetical. The transcript is spliced from 5 exons. The coding region runs from base 18 to 548 and encodes 176 amino acids. The record is from RefSeq and is a predicted model, not a curated record. NCBI's taxonomy places the organism in Eukaryota, Metazoa, Nematoda, Chromadorea, Rhabditida, Onchocercidae.
UUGAAGUCCAUAUCAAUAUGCCGCGCGACACUUUUGAUUGUUGCGUUAUCAAUGAUGGUGCAGGGCGAUGGUUCGUUUAUUUCGAUAAACUGCGUUCAAUAAUGGUUGUCACUGAUAGCAUGGCGUCAACCUACGAAAAGACGAUGACAACCAAGGACCGAAUCGAAUUUGCUGGGAAUGUCUCUGAAUCACUUCUCGAACAGUCUUGGCAAGAAAUGAUAAUGAGAAGAACGUUGAAAGUAUCCGAAGUGACGGAUGAUAAACUAAUUCUAGUGCAUGUUGUUCAUAGGAUUGAAUUGAACCGUGUUAGUGAUGUGAACAUGCAGUUAAGAACUGCUGAUUUGUUGGAGGAAACUAUUAAUGCCUACUUGCGCUUGCUUGAGCGGCAGGUAAGGAAUAGAACAGAUGUUGAGCAAAUGGCUGCUCGAAAGACAAUGCGAAGUCAAUCAGAUCAGAGAAAAAAACCUGAAAAUCAUGAAAAUGGUUCAGCACCAGAAUCGAGCAAACGCCGGAGAACUCGACCAACAGGUCUUAAUUUCGAUGACUGAUUUCACACCCAUCAUUUCAUUUCAAUUCCAAAUUUAUCUUUCAGCAGCAACCUAGACAUUUAUAAUUGCUACCACUCAUCUUCAUGACUUCAUUGCUCAUUUUUGUAGUCCUCAGUGUUAGGUUAUGAGUGCAAGUCUUUUUAAAACCCUUUAUUGGAUUUCAUCAGUUUCAGGAAAUUUUCCUCAUCAGUUAUUUCAGAAUUUUGAACUGCCUCUUUUAUUAUAUCACCACUGCUACAGCUUAUUUUGCCUUG